CCUCUCGGCAAAUACGAACGCUGUCCCAGUUUUCCCGCUUUCCCGGUUCUCGGCGCGUUUUCCUCACAGCUGAUCUUGCGGAGCGCAACACAUUCCUGUUGGUUUCACGCUCGUUCCCAGAAUUUUUCGCGAUGUGAUUGGAAUAGUUGAAGGAAUAACGAACGCAGUUGAUCGUAAUGCCGGCUGUCACGUAAGACGGGCCAGAAACAUGCAGGAAGAUCCAAGUUGAGCCCGUUGCGGCACUAAGUGCCAUGCCUCGUUGAAGAGGGUGACAUGUCUGGCCUUCUCCUUAUGGGGUUGUUGGCCUGUACCCGGCUGGUGCAAACACACGAUAACAGCACUGCUUCACCCCACACCACAGUAGUCCUCACCGAGCGAUCACUUCCCCAGGGUAACCUAGACUGGCUGAAGGAAGAAUUUCAGGAUUACAACCUGAAGAUAAUGGUUGUUAAUGACUCUUGGCAGCAAGGAUCCCAGGAUCUGUUCCACGUGAUGUCUUCGCAGAAAUUCGUAGUCGGUUUCUUUGAACCUGAAGCAUGUGCUCCUGUUCACUUCGUGUCUACGCUCUAUAACACCAGUCUCGUCACCUGGAAUUGUCCCCAGAUGUCAAAGGAUUUGCUGAAUGUAGAUGGAACUAGGACGCUCAGCCCAACUAUAUCGGCAAUAUCCAAAGCUUUCACUGCUCUAGUCAGCGAGAUGAAAUGGAAAUCGGUAGCGAUAAUCUCCAGCAGGAAGGGUUGGUGGCCCGGACUGGCCCAAUCGAUCGAUCUUGGACUGAGGGAGAUCGGCAUCACACCUCGUCAUUCAUUCAUCAUCGGCAGAAACGUAUCGGCCAGAAAGAUAGAGAACAAACUCCGGAUUCUGAAGAGGCACUCCUGCACAGCCAUAGCUUUAUGCCUGCCAGCCGACGAGACUGGAAAAAUGGUCCUCCAAUCCAUAGACGCCCUUCGCAUCGCUCAGGACCACCGAACUGUGACUGUCCUCAUAGACUCCGCCAACGUUCCCUCUUGGCAACAAGUUUUAAGACUCAUCCACCCGAACGACUCGUCCCCCGAUAACGCCACCUCCUUCUUCCCAAACCCCAUCGGUCCAUCCACCCUCAACUAUCUCCUCGUGUUCAGCGACGAAACGAACUUCAACAAAACCGCGGAGAACGUCAUCGUCGACCACCUCCAAUCUACCCUGUUAAUCUGUGAUCCUAAGUUAAAUGCCUCCGCGUCUUCGAACGACACGAUCGGUCGACCAGUCUGUUACGACUACGAGUCGUCGGACGAUCAGAACUUCUACGUGGCCGACGUAGCCGAGGGCGAUACCCUACGGCUGCUGGUGAAGUUGAGGCGAGAGGCGAACUCUUCGAACUUCGACCUGACCAAGAUCCCUGGCAAUCUCGAGGAGUGGCUGGUCAAGCAUAGGCGAGCGGAAGAGUGCGAAGGCUGUGAGUUUGAGAUCGCGAAAGUGGUGAGCGUGCUGCUGAUCCUGGGCUGUUCUUGUUUGUUCCUUGUCGUGCUUAUGGGCGUUGCGACUUUCGCGAGGACUCAGUUGUUGAGGAAGAAAGUGACCAAGGGUCCGUAUAAGGUGAUCUUGACCGCUACUGAUUUCGUGUUUCCGCAAAUUACGGACGCGCGAAGGGUUGAAGAGGGCAUAGAAGCUAUGCUCUGCUGUUGGUUGCAGCAGCUGCAAGAAUUCGGAAUUCCCAACAUCGACAAGCCUGAUCUUCUGCAAAGCUCUAGUGCAUCUGGCAGGACACCUCUGCGAGCUGGAGGCUCUAGCCCGAACCUAGCCAAACAGAUCAUCGUCGACCCAAGGGUGAGGUAUAAUGGCGAUUUGGUGCAAAUGAAACCCGUCCCCCACGCCGGCGGCGAGAUCAAAGAUAAGGCGAUUGAAUUAUUGGUCUUGUUGCACGGGCUGCGGCACGAGAACCUCAACCCUUUGAUCGGGUGUCUUGCGGAGCCGCCCAGGGCGGCGCUGGUGUCGGAGUACUGCGCUCGAGGAUCGCUGCAGGACGUGUUGCAACAGGACGAUAUCAAGUUGGAUUGGUCCUUCAGGUUGAGCUUACUGACGGAUCUCGUUAGGGGUAUGAAAUAUUUACAUUCCACCCCAAUUCGGGUGCAUGGUUAUUUAACAUCCAGGAAUUGCGUUAUUGACGCCAGAUGGGUUCUGAAGAUCGCUGAUUAUGGCCUUCCAGCUUUUUAUGAAGCUCAAGGUAUAACACCUCCUGCGAAAACAGCCAAAGAAUUAUUAUGGACCGCUCCGGAGCUGCUCAGGCAUUCGAGCCUUAGGAAGAGGGGGACGCAAUCAGGUGACGUUUACUCCUUCGGGAUAAUUCUACAGGAGGUGGUGGUCCGCGGCGAGCCGUUCUGCAUGCUUGCCUUGACGCCUGAAGAAAUCAUCGAAAAAGUUAAAAAACCGCCUCCCUUGAUACGACCAUCGGUGAGCAAAGGAGCCGCACCGCCAGAAGCAAUAAACAUAAUGCGACAAUGCUGGGCUGAACAGGCUGAGAUGAGGCCAGAUUUCAACGCUGUUCACGAUCAAUUCAAGAAACUCAAUCACGGUCGGAAGGUGAACAUCGUGGACACCAUGUUCCAGAUGUUGGAGAAGUACUCCAACAACCUGGAAGAACUCAUCAGGGAGAGAACUGAACAGCUCGAUAUCGAAAAGAAAAAGACAGAACAGUUGCUCAACAGGAUGUUGCCCAGUUCGGUGGCAGACAAACUGAAGAUAGGUCUGCCUGUCGAUCCAGAAGAAUUCGAAGAAGUCACCAUCUAUUUCUCGGAUAUUGUUGGGUUCACUACAAUAUCCGCUCAUUCUACUCCAUUCCAGGUGGUAGAUCUUCUGAAUGAUCUGUAUACAUGUUUCGAUGCUACCAUAAAUGCCUAUAACGUUUAUAAGGUAGAGACCAUUGGUGACGCCUACAUGGUGGUCGGAGGAUUGCCUGUUAGGAUUUUAGAUCACGCAGAACAGAUCGCCACGAUGGCAUUAGACCUUCUCCAUCAGAGCGGAAAGUUCCGCAUCAGGCACCUACCCCACACGCCACUGAAACUUCGGAUAGGGUUGCACACCGGUCCCUGCUGCUCUGGCGUCGUAGGACUAACCAUGCCUCGCUAUUGCCUCUUCGGCGAUACCGUGAACACGGCUUCUAGGAUGGAAUCAACAGGGGCUGCAUGGCGCAUCCACUUAUCAGAAGCUACCAAAAACAAGCUGGAAAAGGCUGGAGGAUAUCACCUUGAAUACAGAGGACCGACAGAAGUGAAGGGUAAAGGAACAAUGCAGACGUACUGGCUACUGGGCAAAGAUGGCUUCGAUAAAAAACUGCCUGAUCCCCCACCAGUCGAGGAGAGUCAUGGACUCGAUGAAAGUCUUAUAAUAAACCAAGAGGAAAUGUUGAAGAAUCCGUCUUUCGAACAACCAGAAAAUUCCUCGCCCAGCUUGGCAACCUCAAAAGAAUCCCUGAAGCCAUCUCUGCAGGAGGAGCAACACCAGGUGAAGAAGGUUGAUACGAAUCCAUCGUUCAUCAGGUCUAUGGAGCUGUCCAAGUUUUCCAGUUUGGUUAGCGGGAAAGCAUUGGAAGAAAUUGGAGGUCCAAUUUCUGAAAUUUACGCUUCGAAGCAAAACCUGAGUAUGAUCAAGAGCACCUCCAGUGAUACCGCCAUGUCACUUGGCACUCCAGUGUCCGCAAGUGAAGUGGCAGCAGCACUCCUAGGGGCAUCUACCAGUUCCCUGUCUUGUGGGUACAGAAGACGCAGACGAAUCGAGGAUGAGGAUCUCAGCACGCCCUAUAACCACUACAAGUGCCUCAGUCCGAAGCACAGGUCGGGAAAGCUGCUGAGGAGGCAAUUUAGCCUAGAUCGGACGGAAGAGUCGAGGCACGAAGAUUUUUUGAGAGUGAUGAGCCCGAAGCUGUGCAAGCAAAACUCCGCCGGCGCCGCGGAUCUCGAGAAGAUCGAGGAGAUACCCCUGAAACCGACCAGCCUGGCCACCCCGACUACCAGCAUCUCCACCCUACAGGGUUCGUUCUCCAUCUCUGUAGACUCGCUGUUGCACUGAAUCCUAUCUGCAUUCUCCUCGCAAAAAUCCUUCUCCAUCACCAUCACGAUAUAAAUAAGGAAGGUCUUUUCUAUUCGACCCUGUCUCUCGAGGGGUGGAAUUUGUAUCUCGGGGCGGAUAGAAGGAGUUCGAGGUGAUUUAUGCGGAGUUUAUCCGAUAGAUCGGGAAUUGAAGACGGUGAGAGGUAAUGGUUAUUUUAUUUGGGGUUUUGUUGGGAUACUGGAACGUAUGGAGGGUUCGCGCCAUGCAGUGGACCGAUUUAUCAUUACGCGUUCGGAGGGUUUUGGGGGCUUUUCCGUUGCAACGCCUCUUAUAAGAUUAUACGCCUCCACUUCUCCACAUUAAUAACGGUUUGGUUAGAUCGUAAUUCCAUUCAUGCAUCUUCGUGUUAUCUCAGUAAUCCAUUCACCUCACAGUAAAGCUUCGGAAAUCAUGAAGCUUUUCGAUCUGA
Coccinella septempunctata (seven-spotted ladybird) is the source of this 4495-nucleotide messenger RNA. Its product is annotated as retinal guanylyl cyclase 2-like. The record is from RefSeq and is a predicted model, not a curated record. Bases 274 to 4044 code for a protein of 1256 amino acids. Gene Ontology annotation, molecular function: guanylate cyclase activity; ATP binding; protein kinase activity. Gene Ontology annotation, biological process: intracellular signal transduction; receptor guanylyl cyclase signaling pathway; protein phosphorylation. The transcript has 18 exons. NCBI's taxonomy places the organism in Eukaryota, Metazoa, Arthropoda, Insecta, Coleoptera, Coccinellidae.